AUGGAAUGUGUUAAAACCAAAAGGCUUCCUUAUAUUUGGGUGGUGAUUAUAUUUUCUCUGAAGAGAUAUCAUGUUCAACAAGCCUGUAUCGACAGCUUCUUAACUCAGAGUGGGAGACCUAUGAGUCAAGUUAAUAAUGAUUUUUUUAUGGUAGUGAUUGUAUAUCCAAAUUAUUUAAAAUCAUACGGUUCAACUAGCUUGUAUCGACAGCUUCUUAACUCAGGGGUAGAGUGCGAGGCCCAUAACCUCGAGGUCCUAGGAUCGAAACCUAGAGAAGCUAAAUAUUUAAAUUAA
This is a messenger RNA of Dictyostelium discoideum AX4, 294 nucleotides long. RefSeq lists its product as hypothetical. NCBI's taxonomy places the organism in Eukaryota, Evosea, Eumycetozoa, Dictyosteliales, Dictyosteliaceae. The record is from RefSeq and is a predicted model, not a curated record. The transcript is spliced from 3 exons. The coding region runs from base 1 to 294 and encodes 97 amino acids.